Molecule: messenger RNA, 471 nt
Organism: Capsicum annuum
Lineage: Eukaryota; Viridiplantae; Streptophyta; Magnoliopsida; Solanales; Solanaceae
Exons: 1
Coding region: 1-471 (156 amino acids)
Source: RefSeq, a predicted model, not a curated record
AUGAAGAGCAAAGGAGGUCAUCAUGGUCAAAACAGAUUCAUUAGAAUUCUUGCAUUACCAUGGAAGGCAUUAAUAAAAGCUAGAGAUUGUUACGUAGGUACAAUGACAAAUUAUGCAGCUGUAAAUCGUUAUAGUUUGCCUAAGAGUUACAGUGUGACAUCGACAAGGUCUGAUAAUAGUGAAGAUUUUAGAGAACUUGUCAGAGCAGCGUCCGCAAGGAGCAUGGGAGAGAAUUUUGAGCUGAAUUUAUUGAUUCAACAACAGAUUCGACAGCAGUUGCAACAACAGAUGCCAUCAAGAAGAGUGCCAAGAAGUGUUAGUGUUGGCAUGGGGAGAAUUGAUGAAGAUAAGCCUUAUGUAUUAGGAGAUCAAGGUGUUGAUGUUUCGAUUAUGUCAAUGAAGAAUGAUUUGAAGUAUCCUAGGAGUAGGAGUCAUACUGUUUCAAAGACUAGCAAUGUUCAUGUCUUUUGA